AGGCCCUGUCUAGAAGUCUUGGAGAAAUGCUUCUGAGUAGUCAAUCCAGACCCAGAUGAGAGCCAGAGUUUGAGCUCAUACUUGAAUAAGAGUGGCCUCUGGUGCCCCCCACCCUUUUAAACACUUUCAGCAGCUAGGAAAAGAGGGUGCUUGAUAAGAGUUCAGGGGCUCCUGCCCUGUCAAAUGUGUGAGAGUAGAUUAUUUUUAUCACCAUAUGCUGGUAUUUUUCUACUGUCAGGUCUUAAGGCCUAGUAGUAUUGGACAUACCUGGUACAUGUCAGUUUUGUCUAUCUUAAUCAUUCCACAGAUCUGUUCAUUUGGAUUAAACUCUUCGCAGGAGACAGCCAUGCAUAAAGAGGAAUUUCAUCUGAAAUUUUUCAUGUGUAUGAUUCAAUCUCGCCGGUUAGUCAGGAAUCCUCAGAGCACAGCUGGGGAAGUUUCAACCUCCAGCAUGCUCAUACAAAAGCUACCACCAAAGACAGACAUCUUGAAGAGUCUAGACACUGUGGAUGAUCCAGCGACCGUGGAAGGCAUACCUGUUUUCAAAAAUGAGUGGAUCAUGACCCAUGAAGAGCACCAUGCAGCCAAAACUCUGGGGAUCGGCAAAGCCAUUGCCGUGUUAACCUCUGGUGGAGAUGCCCAAGGUAUGAAUGCUGCUGUCAGGGCUGUGGUUCGAGUUGGUAUCUUUACCGGUGCCCGUGUCUUCUUUGUCCAUGAGGGUUAUCAAGGCCUGGUGGAUGGUGGAGAGCACAUCAGGGAAGCCACCUGGGAGAGUGUUUCAAUGAUGCUUCAGCUGGGAGGCACAGUGAUUGGAAGUGCCCGAUGCAAAGACUUUCGGGAGCGAGAGGGACGACUCCGAGCUGCCCACAACCUGGUGAAGCUUGGGAUCACCAACCUGUGUGUCAUUGGGGGUGAUGGCAGCCUCACUGGGGCUGACACUUUCCGUUCUGAGUGGAGCGACUUGUUGAGUGAUCUCCAGAAAACAGGUAAGAUCACAGAAGAGGAGGCUAAGAAGUCCAGCUACCUGAACAUCGUGGGUCUUGUUGGCUCUAUUGACAAUGACUUCUGUGGCACUGACAUGACCAUUGGCACUGACUCUGCCCUGCACCGGAUCAUGGAGAUCGUAGAUGCCAUCACUACCACUGCUCAGAGCCACCAGCGGACGUUUGUGUUAGAAGUGAUGGGCCGGCACUGUGGAUACCUGGCCCUUGUCACCUCUCUCUCGUGUGGAGCCGACUGGGUUUUUAUUCCUGAAUGUCCACCGGAUGAUGACUGGGAAGAACACCUUUGCCGCCGUCUCAGCGAGACAAGGACCCGUGGUUCUCGUCUUAACAUCAUCAUUGUGGCUGAGGGUGCGAUUGACAGGAAUGGGCAACCAAUCACCUCAGAAAACAUCAAGAAUCUAGUGGUAAAGCGUCUGGGAUAUGACACCCGGGUGACUGUUUUGGGGCACGUGCAGCGGGGUGGGACACCAUCGGCCUUCGACCGGAUCCUGGGCAGCCGGAUGGGUGUGGAAGCAGUGAUGGCUCUUUUAGAGGGGACUCCAGACACCCCAGCCUGUGUGGUGAGCCUCUCUGGUAACCAGGCCGUGCGCCUGCCCCUCAUGGAGUGUGUCCAGAUGACCAAGGACGUGACCAGGGCCAUGAAUGAGAAGAAAUUUGAUGAAGCCUUAAAGCUGAGAGGCCGGAGCUUCAUGAACAACUGGGAGGUAUACAAGCUUCUGGCUCACAUCAGGCCUCCCAUGUCUAAGGCUUUUUCACACACCAUUGCAGUGAUGAACGUGGGGGCCCCGGCUGCGGGCAUGAAUGCCGCUGUCCGCUCCACUGUGAGAAUUGGCCUCAUCCAGGGCAACCGUGUGCUGGUCGUGCAUGAUGGCUUUGAGGGCCUGGCCAAGGGUCAGAUUGAGGAAGCUGGCUGGAGCUAUGUUGGGGGCUGGACUGGGCAAGGUGGUUCUAAACUUGGGACCAAAAGGACUCUACCCAAGAAGAGCUUCGAAAAGAUCAGUGCCAACAUAACAAAGUUUAACAUUCAUGGCCUAGUCAUCAUCGGGGGCUUUGAGGCUUACACUGGGGGCCUGGAGCUGAUGGAGGGCAGGAAGCAGUAUGACGAGCUCUGCAUCCCGUUUGUGGUCAUUCCUGCUACAGUCUCUAACAACGUCCCUGGCUCAGACUUCACUGUUGGGGCCGACACAGCACUCAAUACUAUUUGCAUGACCUGUGAUCGCAUUAAGCAGUCAGCAGCAGGCACCAAGCGGCGGGUGUUUAUCAUUGAGACGAUGGGUGGCUACUGUGGCUACCUCGCCACCAUGGCAGGAUUGGCAGCUGGGGCCGAUGCAGCCUACAUUUUUGAGGAUCCCUUCACCAUUCGAGACCUGCAGGCCAAUGUUGAGCAUCUGGUGCAAAAGAUGAAAACAACUGUGAAAAGGGGCCUGGUGUUAAGGAAUGAGAAGUGCAAUGAGAACUAUACCACUGACUUCAUCUUCAACCUGUACUCUGAAGAGGGAAAGGGCAUCUUCGAUAGCAGGAAGAAUGUGCUUGGCCACAUGCAGCAGGGUGGGAGCCCAACUCCGUUUGACAGGAAUUUUGCCACUAAGAUGGGAGCCAAGGCUAUGAACUGGAUUUCUGGGAAAAUCAAAGAGAGUUAUCGUAAUGGGCGGGUCUUUGCCAACAGUCCAGACUCAGGCUGUGUUCUGGGAAUGCGUAAGAGGGCCCUGGUCUUUCAACCAGUGACUGAGCUGCAGGACCAAACGGAUUUUGAGCAUCGCAUCCCCAAGGAACAGUGGUGGCUGAAGCUGAGGCCCAUCCUGAAAAUCUUAGCCAAGUAUGAGAUUGACUUGGACACCUCAGAUCACGCCCACCUGGAGCAUAUCAGUCAAAAGCGGUCUGGGGAAACACCCGUCUAAACCUCUUUGAAGUGAAGGGAGUGGAUUAUCUGAUCAUGGUCAGCGCACCCCUUGGUAGCUCCAAGUCCACAUAUUCUCCGUGAAUGUAGCUCAUUUUUUAUUAAGUUUCCUUUCAUUCUGUAACUUCAGCCAUGAUCAGCUCUGGCCAGGAGCAGGGGCAGUGGGUGGUGAGUGGAAGUUCCCUUUAGGUAGAAUUUCUCAUGACUUCUACCCCAACUUCAAGUGUCAUGUAAGACUGAGCUCUGGUGUCACUGCGAGAUUUCAGUUACUCACAAGUUUCCUAAAAAUAAGCUUUAUUUAUUUCUUUGUUUGUGAUAAUAAAGAGUCUUGGUUCCUUACUACUUUUACUACAGUGACAAGCUGUAGCUACACUAAUAAAUGCCAACUCGUUAACUGUG
This is a messenger RNA of Trichechus manatus latirostris (Florida manatee), 3300 nucleotides long. It is a transcript of the gene PFKM, whose product is annotated as phosphofructokinase, muscle. Gene Ontology annotation, biological process: fructose 1,6-bisphosphate metabolic process; canonical glycolysis; fructose 6-phosphate metabolic process. The transcript is spliced from 24 exons. The record is from RefSeq and is a predicted model, not a curated record. Gene Ontology annotation, molecular function: AMP binding; monosaccharide binding; fructose-6-phosphate binding. The coding region runs from base 215 to 2902 and encodes 895 amino acids. Lineage: Eukaryota; Metazoa; Chordata; Mammalia; Sirenia; Trichechidae. Gene Ontology annotation, cellular component: 6-phosphofructokinase complex; membrane; cytoplasm.